AUGCCGGAGAGAAAGAAUCCCAGAAAAUCUCCGAGCAAGCCUCGCACUCUCAACCGCUGGGAUGAUGAUCUCGACAAGGGACUCAUGCUCUGCAUUCAAUACGCCUGUACCGAAGCUGGUCUGAAGAUUCCAUGGGCUAGAGUCGCUGAGAUCAUGGGUCCAACCUUUACCGAGGGCGGCAUCGUGCAGCACCUGGCCAAGCUCCGAAACCUCAUGAUGAGCGCCGGCAUUCCGGUGCCACCAUCUGUGAAGCGUGGAAUGAUCACCAAAGCACCCUCCAGGAUCUACGGCAGUGCCGCCAACCCUCGCGCCAGACUUGAGCCAAUUCCUGCUUUGUUCCCUGACGGCACCAGUGGCCCAGCGAAGAUCAAGAUGGAAGAGGACGCAGAGCAGCCCACUUUGAUUUAUGAGCGAGCCAAGAGCGCCGCAAAUAAGUCCAAAGAUGACAAUGGCGAGGACACUGCAGACAACACGUUCUUGAACGAAUCAGCCAUUCCAGAUGGUCCAGCCAAAUUUGCAUCAAGGGCGAAAGCCAAGACCAGAGGCAAGGGAAAGGGGCGCCGCAACAACAUGAGUGACGAUGAAGAGGAAGAAGUCCCGAACCUGUAUGACUCUGACUCCGAGUAUGGCUCUCCGAAGAAGCGUCGUCGCUCCUCUGCAAGAUCGAAGCGCAAGACGCCUGCCGCUAAAGCCGCAGUCGAUGACCCUCUUGCUCUCUCCGAGGCAACUACAUUGGCUGCACCCAUUGAAGACCCUCAAGCCGAGGAUGCUAUGAUCAAGGUCGAAGAAGAAGACUCCGGGCCUGCGAUGCGCACUCGCGGUGUCAAGCGUGACUACUCACAGAUGGCAGCUCCUUCCUCUGAUGAGGGUGAGGCCGAGCUCGAACAGCAGGAACAAACCCUGCAAGCUGUCGACGACACACUCGAGUACGACGGCGCUGCGGAGGCAUUCGCUGAAGAUGACAACAUUGCCAGCGAGGCCGAGACUGAUAUUGUCCACGCUGAGGAUGAUGGUGCAGUAAAGGCAGAGUUUGGAGGUGCAUUCCUCGAGGAAUCACACAUUGUCGACACCCCGUAUGGCCAGGUCUAUGGAAACAGUCAGAUGGUGACUGACAUGUCUCACCAAUUCCAACCUGGGAAUGUACACGAUUUCAAUCGGGUCGAUUACCUGAACGGCGGCAACCAAUUCUCGAGUCAACAGUUCGGGUACUCCAACAUUGCCUCAAUGAACUUCAUGCCUCCAGGAAAUACCUUCAACAGCCAGUUCCCGAGCAUGAGUCUGUACGCGGCAUCCACUGACUCGUCCCGCAACAACUCUCUGGGCGGCGCCAUGGGUUAUUCUAACCUUCCGUCCAUGUCCAACGCCAACUUCUUGAACACUUUCAGCUUCAACGACGGGCAUUCUGGUGACGUGAUCAACGAGGAGGAUCACGUGAACAGUAUGCCAGGAGACGACAUCUUCCUGACCACUCAGGACAGUGACUUUCUCAUCGACCCUGAAGUUUGA
Molecule: messenger RNA, 1506 nt
Organism: Cladophialophora yegresii CBS 114405
Lineage: Eukaryota; Fungi; Ascomycota; Eurotiomycetes; Chaetothyriales; Herpotrichiellaceae
Exons: 4
Coding region: 1-1506 (501 amino acids)
Source: RefSeq, a predicted model, not a curated record